Molecule: messenger RNA, 4421 nt
Organism: Xenopus laevis (African clawed frog)
Lineage: Eukaryota; Metazoa; Chordata; Amphibia; Anura; Pipidae
Gene: srrm4.S
Product: serine/arginine repetitive matrix protein 4-like
Exons: 13
Coding region: 410-2188 (592 amino acids)
Source: RefSeq, a predicted model, not a curated record
GACAAAACAAGAGCCUAGACUUUUCCACCCAUGCAUGCACACUGAGUGCCCUCCCAUCACUUUGUGUCUAAAUGUUUUCCACCCAAUCCAAGGGUGGGGGGCUGGAAUGAAGAGCCUGAUCCAUCCUGCUUUUAUUUUUUUCCCCUCAUCCUUACAGCAGCUUUUGCAAUUGGAAGCUCUGAUGAACUGAGGCUCUGGGUCCUUCUGUACAAACUCAUUAACACAGCCACAAGCCGUUCCUGCUGUCUAAGCAAGGGGAGGAGGUAUAACAUAAUAGCUCUCCUCCUCCCCUGCACAAUCCUCAGGCUGCCUAGCUAGGCGCAUUGCCAGCUUCAGCACUUGGACAGCGGCUGAAGUAUUUGCACCAAGCUGUGGCUUGAGAAAGGAGCAGCUGCCCCUCUCUCCCCCCAUGACUAUGGCCAGCAUCCAACAAGGGGAAAAGCAGCUCUUUGAGAAGUUUUGGGAAGGGACUUUUAAAGCUGUCGCCACUCCAAGAAGAGAGAGCGUUAUUGUUGCCAGUAUUACAGCUCGGAAGCCGAUUACAAGCAAUGACACCUACAGCUGCACACCCUGCCCAGAGAAAGAGAACAAAUGCAAACAGCAGAAUGGAAAUUUGGCCAACUAUGGUGAAAAAGAGAGGUUUGGAAGACAACACACACCACACCGUGCACAUAGCCACUCAGAAGAAGAUCUUAGCGUUUCCCCUCCGCCUAAAGCAAAGAAAAAGAAGAAGAAAUCUGAGCGCAAGAAGAGGAAAAGGUCUCACUCAUACAGCCCUUCUCCUGUGAAAAAGAAGAAGAAGAAGAGCUCUAAGAAACGAAAGAGAAACAGGUCUUCCUCCAAAAAAAGAAGGCAUGGCUCAUCCAGUCCAAAAAGUAAAAGAAGGCAAGAAAAAAAGCACAAAAAGCAGUCACGUGGUAGGCAACGGAAAUCCCAUCAUCAUCGCCAUCGACAUUCACGCUCAUCAAGCCUAGAAUACAGAUCUUCAAGCUGUGAAAACAGACUAUAUGACCUGUCAAAAGAUGAAAAGCAUCGAUCAAAAAGAAAGAGACACAGAUGUAGAAAUUCUACGUCCCUAAACAAGAAAGAGAGGGAAGGCAAAAAUCAGUACAGCCCGCUGUCAACAAAAAACAGGUGUUUUCACUCCACCAAUACUGAAAUUUCCCAAUCAGUUACAGGCCUUUUGGUCACAUCAGAGAAAGAUGUUUGUCAGAAGGAAGGUGGAAAUGAGUAUGACUCAGGGAACGAUACAUGCUCUCCUCCUUCAAUGCAAAUAAGCUCUUCACGGUUGAUGGUCAACCAAGAUAAAGAAAGCUUACCCCAUCAUGGGUUUCAGCAUGCCUCCACCUCUGGGAAAACCCCAAAUGGUCACAGCGACAAUAUCUCUGAUUCAGGCAAUUCAUCGGCCAGUUGUUUCUCUUUAAUGAAGGGUACAUUACUUCUCUUGGAAGACAGUCAGAAACAGAAAAAGAGAGUCCUCUCCUCUUGUCAGGGUUGCCUGGAGGAACAGAAAAUAUCAGAUCUGCUGCCAGACAGAAGCUCCCCAUAUAGUUAUCGAUCUCGGAGCUCAUCAUACAGCAACAGAAGGUCUCGUUCUCGCAGCUCUAGCCAUUCAGUAAGCUCCUACUACUCACGCCAUCGGUCUUCAUCAGGGAGAAAGUCAAGAAGCAGAUCUUGCUCGUCGGAGGCAAGGUCCUACUCAAAAUCUCGCAGCUAUUCUUCAACUUCAGGUAGAAAAAGCAAUGGAAGCAGAAGCUCACAGACUCGAAGGAGUCCAAGCUACUCUCGUUACAGCCCAAGCAGGGACCGUGAGAGAAGCAACAAGUAUGGUUCCACUGAGAAGACAAAGAAAGGAGUCCACAGGAGAAGACGCAGCUCCUACUCUCCUUUGAGAAAGCGUAGAAGAGAUUCCCCAAGCCACCUGGAAGCUCGAAGAAUCACCAGUGCUCGCAAACGGCCCAUCCCGUACUACAGGCCUAGCCCAUCUUCUAGCAGUGACAGCAGUACACCUUCUUGGUACAGCACCUGCAGCCGAUCCAGGAGCCGCAGCUUUUUCAGCCAUCGGAGCAGUAGAAGUCGAAGUCCUAGCAGUGGGAGGAGCAGAAGCACGGACUGGAGCAGAAGCUCUCGAGAGCACAGCCGAAGUCGAAGCCGAAGCUCAGACUCUUGCAACAGCACUAGACGCUAGGUGUUUCUGAGACUGCUCUCAAGCAGGUCUACUCAAUGAUUUCUAACAGAUAUCCAAGCCCUAACAAGCUAUUUUGGAGUCAAACAAUUAAUUGGAUUUUCCCUAUGCACAAAAGCAAAAAAAGAGAGAUGGUGACAUGGCCUUGACACUGCAAUGAGAAAAAGGCUAGCAGGAAAGCUGUGCAUGUGAGAGUAUCCUUGCUUUGGAGUUUGAUGCACCUACCUGUUGAGUUCAUAUGUUUUAUGUGAACAGUUAAGUGAUUAAGUCAAUGAAAUCCAUAUGGAUUUCCAUGUAAACUGUGCCUCCCCCUCAGAUAUCUUCAUGCCACAAAAGUAUUUUCUUCAGUAAUUUGCAGGCUUGCAUUAAACGCUUCUUAUUGUGGUACUCUUAGUUUAUGAUGAAGCAGUACUAUAAAUUAAAGCUGUCAUCUGACAUUUGGAAUAUAAUAAUAUAUAUAGUUAUAUAAAAUCUCCUGAGCCAAAAGAAUCAAAAGCAUCCUUGAAGAGGUUAAUUACGAUUCCAUCUCCAAGCAUAUUUCACUUGAAUGCAGCUAGAAUAAUGUUCUAUUUUUGUGGGAUGAACUUCCUAAUAACUGAGUGUAUUGACAGCCCAACAGCUGGUUGGUUCAACAUCUGAGCUAAUCCCACUGUUUCAAAGAUAAUAAUUACUCUUCUGACUGUGCUAAAUCAUUGAGAUGGGCUCUGAUCCAUACAAUGCAGACGUACAGUGUUAUGACACUCUUCUCAUUCGAUGCCCAUGAACCAUUAGCAAGUAAAUGGAAGACAAUUAUAAGGGUAACUGAAAUGAGUCGCAAUAGGAAAACAGAUGGUUGCGCUGUUAUUUAUUUGCUUAUUUAUUUUAUUUAUUAUUUUAAUACUUAAUUUAUAAAGUGGCAAAUACAUACUGUGUGAUGUUCUAAUACAAAUUUAACUUAUGUUUUUAUAGGAAACAAUAAUGAUAGACUGCUAUUUCCUAGGUGACAAAUAUAAAUGCUGGAAAAUAAGGAAAUAGUAAUUGGCAUGUUUCAGCUAUUAUUUAUUCAUUUUUUUAAGAAGAAAUAAAAAGCCCAUAUCUCACUGCACAGAAAACUAGUACAUGGAAUACAAGCUACUAAUGUGAUAUGUCUUAUUAUUGAUGAAGAACAUCAGCCUGUGUGUGGCUUGCUUGGCAGACGAGAUAAGGAAUGCACACUCAGCUUUUUUUUGCUUAAAUAUAUAAAUUAAAGCCAUUUUAAAUUUCACUACUUACCGUACUGCAACUUACAUUUGACCCUCAUUUUUGGGAGGCUUCACAACAUGACUUUACAUAGUUAUUCAAGUUUAAUGAAAGACACACAUACACAUGAAAGAGGCAGGUAUUCUUGGACAUGAUGGAUGAGCAGUACAGUGCUGUGGGGUGGAGGGUAACUAUAUGCAUAUGUCAUGCACCCCACGACUCAUGGUGGAUUUUCACAAAGUCUUGGACUGUAAGUUAAGAGGUGCUAGAUGUCACAGCAGCUAAGAAAAUAAAAUUAAUUAUAUUAUGUCUUGGAUAAGAUCACAAGGCUGGUUAGUGUUUGUGGGGUUAUAUCAAAAGAGAUAAAACCCUAAAUUAGUAAUGCAAAAAUAGGCAUCAUAAGCAAAACUAUCACAACAUUAUUCGCAUAUAUUAUAUAUAUACUUUACCUUGCCCUGAAUAUUCUCUUUAUAUGAGUGCCGUCAUAUGCUUAUAAAGCAUAUGACGGCACUCAUAUAAAGUCAUGAUUUUUCAUGAUAAAAAUUUGAUUAAUUCUAACUAAGAUCCCAAUACCAGCCCUGCUUAAUAUGUCCUUCUUUAUACGUUUUGCCUCUGAACCAUGAAUCAUACUUUUUGAACUAUAUUCAGGACUGUGUAUAAUUAUUCUCAUUUUAAAUUUGCCUUUAUAUUUUUUUGAAGAUAUUGGUUGUGAAAUGAAUUUCUUUUCAUAAAUGUAAAAUAACCAAAUCCUCAGUAGGAUGACAUUCCAGUUCAUUCAUCCGCUGCGAGCAAUGAGUUCACACUAUUUAAUCAGUUGUAUUCCAUGCUACUCCUACCUCUAAUUUUCUGUGGACUGACUGUGUGUCCUUGCUGUUGAAAAGCUGAACAUUUUCCUGGCUGCUACAAUGUUUUUUUGUGGUUUAUUUUAAUUCACUUGUUUGUCUUAUUUAAGUUAUUAUUUUUGUUUAUGAUAAUUUUUAUUGUUGAUAUUUAUAUUAAGGGACAGAUUUAUCAAAGG